Molecule: messenger RNA, 1587 nt
Organism: Fonsecaea nubica
Lineage: Eukaryota; Fungi; Ascomycota; Eurotiomycetes; Chaetothyriales; Herpotrichiellaceae
Exons: 2
Coding region: 1-1587 (528 amino acids)
Biological process (GO): transmembrane transport; carbohydrate transport
Cellular component (GO): membrane
Molecular function (GO): carbohydrate:proton symporter activity
Source: RefSeq, a predicted model, not a curated record
AUGGCUCGAUUUUGGGGCCUUCGUGGGCGGCGGCUUGGGACUGCGGUCUGGACGCUGGCCAUGUUUGCGCUCAUGAGCUUCGGCUACAAUCAGGCCGUGGCUGGCGGUGUGCUGGGCAACGACUCGUUCAAUAGGCAGUUCCCGCAGAUGGAUACGCUGCAUACCACAGGCGGCAAACAGGAGCACAACUCCACCAUCCAGGGCACCGUUGUGGCCCUCUACACCCUGACGGGGACUUUUGGCGCCUUGGCCUGCACCGUCUUCGGCGAUGUCAUCGGGCGUCGACGAACGAUCUUCCUGGCGAGUGGCGUCCAGAUCGUGGGGGAGAUCCUGAUGGGCACGUCGUUUUCGUUUGCGCAGUUCAUCGUGUCGCGGAUCGUCGUCGGACUCGGCACCGGGGGCAUCCUCGCCACCGUCUCGGUGUGGCAGGCUGAACUGGCAAAAGCAGAGAGCCGCGGGGAACAUGUGUCGGCGUUUGGCAUCUUUGGCGGCCUCGGCCUCGCGCUCGCAUGCUGGGUCGAUUUCGGCGCGUCCUACGCGCGAUCGUCGUCUUUCGCGUGGCGGUUCCCCUUUAUGGCCUCGAUCGUCCUGUCGGCCGUGGUCAUGGUGUUCAUCUUCACCCUGCCAGAGUCGCCGCGAUGGCUGAUCAAGGUCGGCCGGAUCGACGAAGCCCGCGAGGUCAUGCAUCUCCGCUACGACACCGACGACCACAACGAGGUGGUUGAAGCCGAGAUCCAGGGCAUUCUGGCCUCGUUCGAGCGCGCCAAGUCGGUUUCCCUCACGGCCAUGUUCACCAUGGGGCCCGAGCGAAUCUUUCACCGCCUGGUGCUCGCGGCGCUCACGCAGAUGAUGCUCCAAAUGUCCGGGGUCAACAUCGUCUCGUACUACGCCGCGCUGAUCUACGAGGUGAACCUCGGCUUCAGCGCGACCGUCGCCCAGAUCCUGGCCGCCUCGAGCAUGUUCGUCAUCGUCCUCGGCAGCAUCGUCUGCUCCUACACGGUGGACCGGUUCGGGCGCCGCGCGCUCAUGCUGACCAGUGCCUGCGGCAUGACCGUGUGCAUGUCGUGCCUGGCCGGGCUGACGUCGCGGACCGAGAAGGCCGCCAUCAACGCGGCCGUCUUCUUCCUCUUCUUCUACUACUUCACCUACACGAUCGGGUUCCUGGGCAUCCCCUUCCUGUACGCCAGCGAGAUCGCCCCCGUGCACCUGAGGGCGGCCAUCUGCGGCGUCUCGACCGCCGUGUCGUGGCUCUUCAAUUUCCUCGUCGUCGAGGUCACCCCGAUCGGCUUCACCCAUGUCCACUGGCGCUACUUCAUCCCCUACGCGGUCCUCAACCUCUCGUGGGUCCCCAUCGUCUACUACCUCCUCCCCGAGACGAACGGGCGCUCUCUGGAAGAAAUCGACGAGAUUUUCACCCGCUCCAACAACAUCUUCGACUGUGUCAAGGUCGCGAAGCAGUUGUCCAAGAGGGGUCCGCGGGGCUUUGUCGACGAGGAGACGGUGAUUCACGUCGAUCAGAAGUCUCCUUCGGGGGUGGCGAAGCGGGAUGUCGAAGAGGCAGAGGCAGAGGUGGAGAAGUCGGAGUAG